AAGAUAAGUCAAGAAUAUUACAUACAUUUCUAUUGUAAUAAUGUAAUAAAUGCUGCCAAAAUACAAGAAAAAGUUCUUUAAUAAAUUAAACGUCAAAUCAAUCAAAUCAAAAUAUUUUAUUCAUAACCUUCUAUAAAAUUGUUUUCAAUUAAUUGUCAUCCAUAAGUCAGCUAAAAUGACCAAAAGUUUAGAUUUCAAAUUAACGUUUCCCAAUAACACAUUUAUUAAACUAAAUCCAGGUAGGCUUGACGUAAGUUCUAAGGUUAAGUUACCUGUUGUAAUAUUGUUUGGCUGGGCUGGAUCUAAAGAUAAAUAUUUGUCAAAAUACUCGCAAGUUUAUGAAGAAAAGGGAUUGAUAACCCUAAGAUAUACUGCUCCAGUUAAAUGGCUCUUUGUAAAACGGGACCACAUAAGUAUAAUUGGACAGAAACUGGUGAAGUUGUUGUUUGAGUUGAAUUUUGAUAACCAUCCAAUUUUUGUGCACUGUUUUUCAAAUGGCGGAGCGUUUCUUUACCAAAAUUUUUCUACAGCUAUUAAUUAUAAUGACAAACCAUUAGAACUGAAAGGUGUAAUAUUCGAUUCUGCUCCUGGCAAAAGAAGAUUAGGCACAUUGUUUAAAGCAAUUUCAGCAAUUAUGGAGGGCAACGUCUUAUAUAAUUUUACGACAUCUUUGUUUAUGACAAUGUUUCUAUCAUUAGUUUGGUUUGUUGAGGUAAUCAGCAAUACCCUUUUUGCAAGUGAGAACGUCCUAUCGAAUAACCCCUUCGCAAAUCUAUUAAAUGAGAAAAAUAGGUGUCCGCAGUUAUUUAUUUACUCAAAAAAUGAUGAUUUAAUACCACAUACAGAUGUGGAAGAGUUUGCAUCUCACCGGAAGAAGAGAGGUGUAGAUGUAACGACAGUGUGCUACGAUAAUAGCCUGCACGUUAAACACCUGCCAGAAAAUCGGGAAAGUUAUGUAACAAGCGUUUUUCAAUUUAUUAACAAAUGUCUUAAUGGUAGUAAUUAGUUAAAAGGCUGUUCUCCAAUGUAUUUAAUGUAAUAGUUACUAACUAGCCAUAGGCCACGAAAAUAUAUUUUUAAUUAUUAAGAGGUAAUUAAGACAUUAUCUUAGAAGCGAAUGUUAUAAAAGAACUGUCUUUAAUUUAGUUGAAUUAAGACCAAUGAAAAUUUUAAGUAAGAAAUUGAAAACUGUGUUAAAACGCAUUUAUAAUUUGAAUAGUAUUAAAAAUAUUGAUUUAAAUCAACUGAGUUAACUAUUAAUAUUUUUAAUGUUUGUUACAUUAGCACAAAUAUUAAUACACAAUUAAAGAAAAAUAUUACGUACAAAUUCAUAAGCCUAAAAUACUUACUCUAAGGUAAAAUUACCAAUUCUCUUAUUUUCAUUAAAUGCCGUAGUUUUCGCACAUUCUAUAUAUCGUUUUAUAUAUUUCUUAAAUUAUUUAUUUAUAGGUUUCACAAUUCCAGUUAUAACUUCUGUGAUAAUCGAAUUUUUAUUUAAAAUUAUGGUGGUUGCAUUAGGAUUUACUUAAAUUAUAUAGUGAGUAGAAAAAAUAGUGAGUGCAGCUAAAGUUGGAACGGAAUACUGUGAAACUUUUAAUUUCUAUUUGUGAUAUAUAACGUCUGACACAUAAAAUGGUUUAAUUUAGUUUAUUUUACUUUAUUAAUAUGACUUAAGUCUAUAUACUCGCUGAAUUAUUGAUAUUAUUUCAUCGAAGUUUAUUAAACUUAUAAUGAUUUAUAAAUUA
Anthonomus grandis grandis is the source of this 1745-nucleotide messenger RNA. Its product is annotated as transmembrane protein 53. The record is from RefSeq and is a predicted model, not a curated record. The coding region runs from base 176 to 1006 and encodes 276 amino acids. NCBI's taxonomy places the organism in Eukaryota, Metazoa, Arthropoda, Insecta, Coleoptera, Curculionidae. The transcript has 5 exons.